GAGCGGGGAUAGAGCGAAGAGAGAGAGCAGGGAGAGCGGGGAGAGAGCGUGAGGGGAGAGCGAAGAGAGAGAGAGCGAAGGGAGAGAGCGUGAGGGGGGCGAGUGAGGGGAGUGUGAGGGGCUGGAGCCGUCCGAGGGGUUUCGGCCUCGUGGCGGAAUGCGCCGCGCGGUGCCCGGGACGCGGCGCGGGGCGCGAGGGGAGCCGCUGAGUUCCCGCCAUGGGAAUGUGGACAGCUCAGAAGAGGACGACUCAAGCUCCGAGAGUGAGGAGGAGAAUGUGGUUUUCUCACCCAAGGUGGAGCGGCAGUUUUACCGAACGCUGUCGCUGCUGAAGAAGCGAGACCCCCGAGUCUACGAGCAGAGCGAGCGCUUCUACGAUGAUGAGGCGGAGGAUGAGGACAAUGACACGAAGGCCGAUACCGCAGAGAGGAACUCCAAGCGUGCAGAGCGAACUCCCCUGUACAUCCAUGACUACGAGAGGAAAAUCAUCCUGGAGCAACAAGGGAAAUACAAAGACGAAGAAGAUGAGGAUGACGAUGCUGAUGAAGUCAUGAAGCAGAGAAGCGCCUCGCCCACCUACAUCGAGGAACAGAAGCAGCUGAAAGCCAGCUUCAAAAAGUUCAUAGAUGACAGCGACGACGACGACGAAGACGACGACGAUGCUGGUGGAGGUGGAGAUGAUGAAGAAGCAGGAGGAGGAGGAGGAGGAUUCCUGAAGAAACGCGUCAAGAGCAAUGAGGAGAAGGAGGAAGAGGAGCUUGAUUACCGAUUGUGGCUGAAAGGCCAAGCCGAGCAGGCGGAAGGAGUGGAGGACAUGGACUUCCUGCACACCUACUGGAAUGACCCGAGUCUGGACGAGGGCGAGAGAUUCCUCAAGGACUACGUCCUCAACCGCAAGUACAUCGACCGCGACAGCCGCGGUGACGACGGCGGCGGCGGCAGCGGUGACAGUGAUGACGGUGGUGGUGACCGACAGCAAGGAACACGCAAGAAGCAGCAGGAGCAACAGGAGGAGGAGGCUGGUGCCGACUCUGAGUGCGAGCAGCAGGAGGAGGGAGAGGAGGGGGAGGAGGGAGAGGAGGGAGAGGAGGGGGAGGAGGCCUUCCUCAAGAAGCAGGAGGACUUUGAGAGGAAGUUCAACUUCCGCUUUGAGGAGCCGGACGCUCACCUGAUCAAGUCCCACCCCCGUGCCGUCGCCGCGUCUGUGCGUCGCGCCGACGAGCGUCGCAAGGAGCGCCGGGCCGCUGUGAAGGCACGCAAAGAGGAGGAGGGACGCCGCCGGCUGGGGCAGGUGGUGCGUCUGCGCUCACUCAAGCGGCGAGCUGUGGAGGAUCGUCUCCGCACGAUCCACGCGGCGUCGGCCAACGCGCGGGUCGGCUCCGAAGGGAAUGCACUGCUCCACGGGGACUUUGACCCGGAGGCCCACGACGCCAUCAUGGCGAAAUUCUUCGAUGAUGAAUAUUACGGAGAAGCUGACGAAGUGAAGCCAGAAGGUCUCAGCAAUACAGGGACACGGGGACACUGA
Messenger RNA from Lethenteron reissneri (Far Eastern brook lamprey), 1525 nucleotides. RefSeq names its product protein KRI1 homolog. The record is from RefSeq and is a predicted model, not a curated record. Gene Ontology annotation, biological process: endonucleolytic cleavage in ITS1 to separate SSU-rRNA from 5.8S rRNA and LSU-rRNA from tricistronic rRNA transcript (SSU-rRNA, 5.8S rRNA, LSU-rRNA). NCBI's taxonomy places the organism in Eukaryota, Metazoa, Chordata, Hyperoartia, Petromyzontiformes, Petromyzontidae. Gene Ontology annotation, cellular component: nucleolus; 90S preribosome.